GAAUCUUGGCGUUUGACCGGUUUGGUCGUAUCAACCCAGGUUAGCAGACCGCAGAGCGUAUUGGAGCGUGCAUCACAGUGGAUUGAGCUAAUAGCUGUCAAUUUUCCUGAAAAAAUCUCCAAUUUCUCCGCUGAAACGAAUUAAAACCCAGAUUAGUUUCUUCGAGAAUUCGUCUCUGCUGCUUGCUCAGUUCAUCGAUCAUAAGUUAUAACGUUUCAUUGUAACGAUGGUGAUGACCAAAGAAUAUCGGAUAUGCAUGCCCUUUACUACAGAGGAGUACCAAAUUGGACAGUUGUAUAUGAUUGCACGGCAUAGUCAUGAGCAAUCAGACUCCUCUGAAGGUGUUGAAGUUGUUGAAACAUCUCCUUGCGAGCAUGUCACACAUGGAGCUGGUCAAUUCACAGAGAAAAGGAUUCACCUCUCAAACAAACUCCCUUAUUGGAUCCAGUCCUUUGUACCAAAGAUAUUUUACAUAACUGAGAAGGCUUGGAACUACUAUCCUUUCACAAUCACAGUGUAUACGUGUUCUUUCAUUCCGACAUUCCAUAUUUCCAUUAAUACCAAAUAUGAAAAUAACAACGGUUCAACUGAAAACUGCUUAGGCUUAACCCCUGUAGAACUUGUACACCGUGAAGUCGAUUUCAUCGACAUUGCAUAUGAUGAGGUUCCUGCAAAGCACUACAAAGAGGAAGAGGAUCCCAAAUAUUUCAAGUCUAAAAUCACAGGGCGUGGACCGCUUGUGGAAGGAUGGAAAGAUACAACUCAGCCAAUAAUGUGCUCCUACAAACUGGUUCAAGCCUCGUUUGAUGUAUGGGGAAUGCGAACACGAGUGGAGGAAUUCAUUCACAGAUGUGUUCGAGACAUUUUAUUACUCGGUCAUCGACAAGCAUUCGCAUGGAUAGAUGAGUGGUUUGGAAUGACAUUGGAAGAUGUACGUCAAUAUGAAUCAAACAUGCAGGAAGAAACUAAUAAGAAAGUCAACAUACCGCCUGCAGAACCUACUACUCCUACCGAACUUUCAAAUUUUCCAGGGUCUCCCUACUCUCCAGGGACUCCUAAUUCUCCUUCCGGUUCUAUCCCAUCUUCACCCACUACAGAAACUGUGAAAGAUGCAACAAAUCGGUCUUGGUUUUCUUGGUCGUAACCCGAAUGCAAGCAUUGUCUGAACUUUGAAUAAGCAGUCAGUACGUUUCAGUUACCUACCAAAUGUAAUGCGUCAAUUUUUCGCUCUACACGUUAUGACCUAUAAGUCACACUUAUUUUAAAUGAAAACUUGGCACAUGGCGCAAUGGCACUUGGUGCAAUAAUAUGUUGGAGAUUUGCAAAAAGCCAGAAAAUAAUUGAAAGUUUACGUGUUAGUUAUCGCAGUUCAAUUUUAGUGCAAUGGAACGUUGAUUGUAAAACUAUAAGUGUAUUAUUUUUUUUCUGUGCCGUGUGAUCCGCUGUAGAGUAUUGACAUGAUGACACGUCUGGUUGAUCUUGAAUCCUGUGAUGAAAAUUUCGUAUGUACAUUAUCGUAACUCAGUGAAAUGAAAAUUACAUUUUUAUCGUGUAUUAUAAUAUUAUGUAUACACACAUACAUACAUAUAUGACAUCACGUUUCCUAUGUAAUGAACCAAAAAUUAAUAUUGAUAUAUGAAAUAUCAAGGAAACUGCAUCCAGAGAAUUAGGAAAAGUAAAUCUUCCACCGUUAUUCGCUAUAGCUACUUGGUAUUAAAAGAUACAGAGAAAGGAGAAGUUAGUAUUCUUGAGUGUGCAUAAUUCCACAUAAGUGUUACGUUCGUCACGCUCGUUGUUAGAAAUACUCACAUUUGCAAAUUUGAAUGUUCAGUAGUUUUCUCUCAUAAAAAUUUCACUAAUGUAAUAAUAAUUGAUAUCAUUAUCGCUGUGAUUAUGUCAAAUCGAAUAAACAAUAAAUUUCUGAACACAGAUCAUCCAAUCCGGA
Messenger RNA from Athalia rosae (coleseed sawfly), 1945 nucleotides. It is a transcript of the gene rdgBbeta, whose product is annotated as cytoplasmic phosphatidylinositol transfer protein 1. The record is from RefSeq and is a predicted model, not a curated record. The transcript has 8 exons. Gene Ontology annotation, molecular function: phosphatidylinositol transfer activity; phosphatidylinositol binding. Gene Ontology annotation, cellular component: cytoplasm. Bases 227 to 1144 code for a protein of 305 amino acids. NCBI's taxonomy places the organism in Eukaryota, Metazoa, Arthropoda, Insecta, Hymenoptera, Athaliidae. Gene Ontology annotation, biological process: phospholipid transport.